CGAGAAAAUCAGGUUGGAGAGGGACAAACGGCCUGGAUGUCAGAGCAGAUUGAAAGGAGCAGGUUCCCUGAGAAUGAUGCUGUUAGUAGAGGACUUUCCUAGCUGGAUAAUUGUUGCUGAUUGAACUGCAAAGCAAGAAGGUAAUUAGAGUCCUGGCACUGGUACAUCACGACAGCAGCAGUGUUACCAUGGAGACUGGCAAGCCAGGAUUGGCGAGUGCUCCAGUGCACAUCAACUCCGUUGCAGCGCAGACAGAGAAAAGGAUGGACAUCCAGGCCCCGCUGACGGCUGUUUACAUCCACACAGUGCCUGCUCUACCAGCGCAGCCUUACCCACAUCCUCCUCCAGCUGCCCGGGAGCCAGCCACACUCCAUCUGGCCAUGCCGCCGCUUUACUCCAAGGAGACGCUUCCUUUCCUGACACUCCAUAUUGCUGGUGGGCUGCAGUCUCAGCCAGGAUUGAGUCUGGCAGCUGCUUCUCCUGCAGCCAGACCCAAGUCAGCAGGAAAGCACGUGUGUCCUCACUGUGGACGAGACUGCAUGAAGCCCAGUGUGCUGGAGAAGCAUCUCCGCUGCCACACCGGGGAGCGGCCCUACCCCUGCACUACUUGUGGAAUUUCUUUCAAGACUCAGAGCAACCUCUACAAACAUAAGCGUACUCAGGCUCAUGCCCGCCUCUCGUCUGAGUCAGAUCAGAGCAGCCUGGGCAGCCUAGACAGCAUGUCCAGCUCCAGAGAGACUUGUACCUCCAGUUUGUCUCUGGACGAGUCAGGCAGCAUGGAAAAGGAUGCCACUUUACCUGUUGCUGAGAUCACCUGUCCAGUCAGCACUGUUAAGGUCUACUCUGUAAAUAUGCAUGGUUCUGUCAGGGAACAGAAUGAGCUGACGCCUGCAGAUCAUAAGGCCAAAGAACCAAAUGAAAGUGCAAAGGUCACAACAGCAGGUGAAAAACAGAGGAUGGAAAAUGAAAAACCUACCCUGAGUCGACAUCUUCCCCUUCAGAGACAAGAAGCCACCCUGUUCUCCAAGCAGUGGGAGAGCUCUGUAUCCAGAGGAAAAUCGCAGAGCCAUGAGAGCACCGACUCAGGCUUCAGCGAGAGCAGUGACCACUACCCAAGCCCCGGCAGCAUUUUACAUGAUCACAGUAUGGAUUCCCUCACUGAAUCCACCAAGGAGCAUCUUUUGGAAACCACCAACAAACAAGAACCAAGCCAAGGUGGACAGGAACAAAAAGACACUGCAAGGGAGCAGGAGCAAAAGACACUAGAGGAGCGUAUAUCUAAGCUGAUUUCAGAGAAUACAGCUGUUGUUGAGGACAAACAGCUGGAAAAUGUAAGGCCACGGAAGACAGUUCUGUCAAAGCAGGGUAGUAUUGACCUUCCCAUGCCAUACACAUACAAGGAUUCCUUUCACUUUGACAUGAGGAUUAAUAAGAGUCCGAAUGUUGGGUUACAAAGAAACAGGAACCCCGGCUUUUACAGCUCUGUGCCCACUCAGCACUCCACCACCACGGAGCAUGCCCCCUUAACCCGCAGCAACUCCCUCCCUUUCAGCGUUACCCUCCUACAGCCUGAGAGGAGCACCCCAACCUCCUCUUAUCAGAGUGAUUAUGUAACACUUGCCCGGAGGGGAAGCUCUGGGCAGAUCAAUCCAACAGGUUUUGCGAUCAAGCCUAUGAACCAGCAGUCAUCCACCCACCGCCCACUGGUCCGGCAGUCAGCCGUAGACUGCAACCACGCAACAGACGGUCUCUACAUGAAUUCAUCUGUGGAGGAGGCGUGCACCAGCAGUCUUAGCUGCGAUGGGGACGGCGGUGACAUUUGUGGAGAGCCAAGCAACAGAAAGUUCCGGAGGAAGAAAGCACAGAAGUUUUCCUACAACAAGUGGUACGUGUAUGGGGGAGGAACUUUUAAGAAGCUCUACAAUGCUGAGAAAGGGGGGGAUGACAGUGUUAUCAAAGGCAGGAAAUGUUCAACGAACCCAGAGCCUGAGGUUGUUCAGGGCUUACAAAAAAGGUUGUCAGAGGUUCAUAAGGAGACAGUGGCAACAGCAGGCUCAGCAAUAAACUUCACAAGCAGCAGUGCAAUAGCGUGUCAUCCGGACUGCCCUCCUGCCAAACUAUCCCUUGUCUCUGCUGUGGAUUUUAAUCUAAAAACCAGCCAGCUUCAUACAUCAUGCAGCUCUCUCAAGAGCCCACUACGGAGAAAUCUGUCUUUGUCAGUACUGCCAUUACCUUUAAUUGGAUCACUGGUUAGCCACAAAACAGACAGCAUGAGCAGAGCAGAGGAUGGGAGAUUGAUUAAUGAAGACAAACAUACUGACUCCAGCUCGCAGCUCUGUGGAGCCCAUAUUCCCUCUGACAGGAAAAAGCCAAAAACUGAUGACAAAAUAAUUUGCCCUCUAGAGAUGGAGACCGACACAAACACACUGACUCAUCCCCCUCCUUCUGUCACUGGCAGUGCACCUCAGCAGGAUACAAAUCUCAGUAUGAUCAACCUUCAAAAUAAUCUAAAACAUACACAGCUCAAAGGAGCUAUUUUCCCACCACGCAUAAUCGAUGCAAAUACAUCCUCUGUUAGCACCUCACCAGCCACUUCCACCCCCUCUGCUGCCAAGACCAGCUUCCUGCCCAAAUACCAGCUCAAGUUACCUAAUGCUGCUGAAUCUGAUUCAAAUCCUUCACCGCAUGUUGUGGAUAAACCGGCAGAAAGUGAUGGCAGUAAUUUCACCUCUGCUCUGUCAUUUUCUCACACUGAGCAAACCCCACUCUCAGUCACAGCUUCUGAAAAGAAAUGUAGUGAUCCUACCAUGUCACAGUUGAUGCAGAGUUGUGAUAUCAAAAAGACAAAUGUUUUCAGCUCCACACAAGGCCAGCUCCUCUUGCCUUGCACAGCCACUACCCUUUGUCAGACUCAAACAUCAAGUCUCAAUAAAAAUGUGUCAUCUAGCCUAGCUGUAGUGCACAGGCAAUUUGCAGCUACCACAAUAACCACAACCUGCCUACAAGAUUAUCAUGGAGGAUUAUGCUGCACUUCAAUACAGCCCUCACAGUCUGCAGGAGGCUUAGCACCUAUGCAGUUACCCAGACCUGUUGCACCUGUGGUUGCGAAUUUCCCUGCUACAUCUAACAUAACCACAGUAAACAAUCAAACCUCUUCCACCGUCAUCACAGCUGUCUCACAAGGUCAACCUAACCAUAACCCUCCUCCGUCACACACACAACUCUCGCCAGCAUCCGACCAGUUGAGCCCUCUAAACCGGGCACGUACCAGCUCUAACACCCCAGUUGUACCUUGUCACAUUGUACCGUUUGACCAGAUGCAGCCAGCUGCUCAGAAUGUGUUUCAUGUUCACACAGCAGACCUCCAGAUCUGCCUCCAGAUCAUAUCUGAUGAGCAGCUGGCUCUCAUUGAACCCCAGAUUGAGAGGCAAGCUGGCAAUACCCUCUCACAGAGACGUGAUACGGAAGCAGUGGCCCUGGGAGGGAUCCAGAAUAAAGCUCAAAGCUCCAUCACCAUGGAAAGCAGCAGUGAGGGAAGGGACCAUCAACAGCCAGGACAUCAAAAGGAGUUGGACCAAAGUGAGACUUUGGAGAGAAUUAAACCUUCAAUGUCUGUACAGUUUGGGAAGGCAGAGCCAAAUCUCCACUCAACUGAACAUAUAAUUUCCACACAGGCUACAGUAUCCAAUGAAUCAGAAUCUAAGCCUUCUGAAGCACCAGACUCGUCACAACGCCCACACAAAUACAGUCAUGUAAACAUGGACACAGAGACUCAGAGGGUUACAGCCAAUGUUAUGUCAACUGCUGCGUCACGCAAAGGUGUAAGGUCAGGAAGGGGCCAAACUUCAGAGGAGGAACAUACACUUUCUCUGAACCAUUGUGCUGAGGAGCAACCUUUGCCAGACAGGAGGGUCAGCCAAGGUGGACUGGUCUCUCAAACACUCUCUGGCCAACACAAGCUCAGCAUGACCUCUUUCUCUCCCACUACACUAAAUCAGAAUAGCAAGAGAAGAGAAAUACUGGGAAAUGAAAGCCAACACAAACUUAAAAAUCAAGGGGCCACUUGUAAUGUAGGCACGAUGAAAGCCAAGGGUGAAGCGUCUGCAUACAAAAGCAGUAAGUUAGAAAGUGGAGAAACCCACCCCCCUCUACUGGUUGGGCUUGGUCAGGCCUCCGGUGCUGCAUGUCCUGAUGAACUCUCUGGCUCAGUUUCUUCAUUUUCCAUCAAUAAAUGCAAAGCUCCGAGACAGUUGGACCCACAGGCAUCCAUUUACUGCAGCAGUCCAGUGGAAUCCACAUUGUCAGAGGCUCUGAAUUCAUCCAAACAUGCAAACAUGAGAUGUGACAGGGUGAGCCCUAUGGACAAUUCUGCCCCUACACAGGAAAUGACUCUGAGUGAAUCACAGAACGUAAUCAGCUCAUCCCACUCAGAAAAACAACUGGGUCAGUUUACUUCACUGUCUUCUAACAUCCAGGUGGAAAGACCUAAAGACAUCCCAGCUGUGCUUACAAGUAUUCAGAGUCCUGCUGCAGGGCUCAUAGAGGGAGACUCCCUGGCGGGGUGUGCAGACCAGAAGGAGCCGCAGAUGUGGGGACAUGGGGGGACCCCAGAGCAGCCAGACAGCACAGACUGGAGGCCAAAGCAGAGCCAAGAGGCUGGAGAGACAAACCACCAGCGUGUGGAGGGGCAGGGUGGUGGGGGUGUGGUGGGUGAGGAUAAGAACAGAGGAAUCGAGACAGCUGAGGAGCCAGGACAGCCGGGCAAGGCCGAUUCUAACUGCAGAUACACGUAUUUACAGGACGUGACAAAGCCAGAGGGAGAAGACAGAAAGGCCAAGGCAGAUUCCUUUAAAAACUCUUGGCUAUCGGAGCAGCAUCUACAGCAUCUUCCCCAGUCACACUCUGGAAUGUCUGAGUACCCUCAACAGAGCGCUCAGCAAGCUCCGAGCACGUCAAAUAACCUUCAUCUACCUGCCAGCAGAGAGACUAGCCUUUUCGAUUCUCCACAGCCCCCGAUGGAAAUGAACAACUUCUAUUUCUCACAACGGCACUGGGAAAGCAGCAUCCAUAACCAACGAACACAGAUCUUAUUUGAGUCAAGUCAACAUGUCAAAGCACAGGGCCAAUUAACAGAAACACAAAAUGCUUUUUCACGAACUGAGUCUGGCCCUCAACAGACAUUUUCACACCAGGACCAAAAACAGGAAGGAAAUCAAGGAAAUCCAGCAGGCCACGACAUCCCAGCAGUAACCUGUACGUUAGGCAAUCACAAAAGCCUCUUGCCUGAUGUCAAAACACUGUCCUCCACACACCUCGGCCAAGUUUCUUACUCUGUUCAAGUGAGUGGAGCUGCUCCUGGAUUGGCAGGGGACACCCAAGCCUCAAACAUGCUGGAUAACAAUACUCUACUGCCAUUAAAGCCUUUUACAUACCCCGAACAUGCUGAUUACCCAGACACCAAGGAUAAGGCUCCAAAUGACUACACGGGUCAGAGCAGUAACUCUGGAAGACCUGACAUUACCAACAAAUACCAGUCUUUUUUGUUUGCUGGCCAGCUUCAGGGCUACCAGCCGUCAGAGUGUCUGAGCGGUGGAGUGAGGGCUGUGCAGAGCUGCCAGGACUACACAGAAGACACCAGCAGUAGUGACGAUGAAGGGAAACUCAUCAUCGAGCUUUAGGCGAACACACACAUACAUAUUAAAUCUUGCUGUAGAUAUCUUUUUUUCAGAAAUAGGCAGAAAUAUAAUAAUAAUAGAGUUAAGUUAGUGGGCAGAGCCAAACAGCCACAUGUAGUUAGCCCUCAUGAUUUCUUUGGUUUUAAUUACAAAUGAUACAUUAAAGGUCCAGUGUGUAACAUUUGGGACAAUGUAUUGGCAGGAAUGGAAUAUAAUAUUCAUAGGUAUGUUAUGUGUAUAGUCACCUGAAAAUAAGGAUAAUUGUUUGUGUUUGUGUUAUCUAAGAAUGAGCUGUUUUUAAUCAAACAGAAGUGUGUCAUGGGCUGCAUUCUUUCUUAUGGCAGCUGCUCAGUGGCGUAUGAAGCCAGGAAAGUUUGAUUUGCUGGUAUAAAAUUACCGGAUCUUCAGCAAGCGCAAUAGAAACUUUCUCUGGCCAAGGACUGCUAACUUCCGGUUUAGCCCUCGAGCUAACUCGAACGGAGAUAAAAUGAUUUAAUCGGGUGGCUCUUCUGGACUUUACAAAUAUUGUCGAACCAAAUGGAUGAAAUUCUGAUAAAAUGAACAAAUUGCAUCCACUGUUUUAAAGCCGAUUCUCUCACAAUUUAAGCGUAUAAAAUUGGCUUCAAAGCCCGGUGCUCUUCCUGGGGAACUGGGAGUGAGUCCUCUUGUACGGAGGUCGCCAUGUUGAACUGCCAUAUUUCUACAGUAGCCUGGAAUGGGCAAACCAAACGCCUUUUGCAUUUUUCAUGAGUUUCGCUGCCACUAUAGCUUCUCCUACACACUUGGAACGGGAAGGUGAUGUAUGGGGGUUGUAAUCAGCAACUACACCACUUGAUGCCACUAAAUCUUACACGCUGGUCCUUUGUUCUUUAUUCCUUAAAUUGGAUCCAAUUUAUUGGAUAUCAUUGUGAGUAUCAAUAAAACAGAAUAGAAAGUAAGCUAAAUAUAAAACUUUAGUGAAAAUAUUCUACAUAUGAAAGUAGCCUAAAAUGUAAACAAAAACAGAACACACACAACACCAAAACAAUAAAUAUACCGUGAGCACCAAAAAGGUUACAAAGCAGCAAAAGCAAAAUAAUAAUGAAUAAUAAUGGAUAAUGAAAAGCGGCCAAGUAGAAAAACUGCUCACGUCAGCCUCCUGGUUGUAAUUCCAAGUCUGACUGUUGAAUUUGAGCAACGAUAUCUCCCACAUGAAAAGAACCACAGAAAUCAAUGAACCAGGCAGUCACAAAACAGCUGCAAAACCACUACUGCUGGCAGCUACAUCCAAAUAAAAUCCAGCAAGACAAAUGCCGUCAAUGACCAUCAUUAAAAAGCAGCAAUACACUGCUUGUAUCUGGUUUCACUUGAUAACAAACAACGGUAAUAUAACUUGUGUUUACCUGGUGUGUCUACAAAGCGGAAACACUCCCAAGUGGAAAUAACUGGAGGUUUUCCCAUCACUCCUAUUGUGCUGACAUGGUGUGAAUGCACUAUGACACAUGCAGGGACUUGCCUGCAAUGACCACAAUUCCCUGGCUUCAUUGAAACUCUAAAUAUGGUAGAAGAAUGGAACAAAAAUGGUACAUUUACUUUCAUUUUUGACCAUGUCAGUCUACAUUGAGUGCCAGCAGGUUAGCUCAGGGAGUUUGUUUUAGUAUGCUAGCUUAGUUAAUAAGCUAAAGAAAGUAAAGUCUGUGUUCGCUUUAACUGAAUGAAGGCCCCCAACUCACAACCUGAUAAUACCUGAAAAUGAACUGUUACCAUUUAGGAAUUACUGGAACAGCAUGGGUAUUUUUUGUGUUAGCAGCUAACAUAUUAGCUCCCUCAUGUCUUAUUUUGCGUGGUGUGAUGAGUGUCGACAGACACGUUGUGGCCCUUUCUGCUAUUUAACCCAACCAGUUACAUUAGUUCUGCCCCAAAGAAAUGUUGGACUUCCGUUCUGCUCACACACGCUUACACACACAUAGGUUACCACAGUUUGUGUCUACCUUCCCACACCCACUCUCUCCCCAUUCUCUCUCACAAACUGCAGUCUGUAUCCCUCUGCAACCUUCACAGACAACACCUGUGGGUGUGAAUCAUGUACACAUGCUGCCAAAUAUCCAUUGAGUUGAUCUCUGCUGUCAAUCAGAUCACCCAGGUGAAGCAGGCAUUGGCUGGAGGGGCAUGACCCUGUUCCAAGUCUGGGUUGUGUGAUGAGUCAGCAGUUAUGAAAAAGCACAGGAGCCCACAAGAACAGGAAAUGGGUGCAUGUGAAAAUUUUUGUACAUAAAUCCUCAAUUACAGCUCACGCUGACUUGGAACUCUCAGCCUAUUAGUGGUCAUAAAACAUUUUAAUGCAUCUGUUCAGGCUUGUUUGGGUUUACAUACUGUUUGACACAGAGGGAGGGCAAGGGCACAAAAUGUUUUCUUUGUCAAGUUACAAACUGAAUUAUUAUAAUUAUUGUGUUACACAUAUUAUAUUUGUUUUGUUUUCUAAUUUUUAUAUUCUUGUUACUGAUUACACAUUAGUAAGCAUAACUGACAAAACAAAUUAUGUCAUCUCAGAUUUAUUGAACAUUUUGUGUUUUCAACCGUUUGAACAAGAGGUAAAUUAAACCAUACUCAAAACCUU
This is a messenger RNA of Dicentrarchus labrax (European seabass), 8271 nucleotides long. It is a transcript of the gene znf831, whose product is annotated as zinc finger protein 831. The record is from RefSeq and is a predicted model, not a curated record. Bases 189 to 5678 code for a protein of 1829 amino acids. NCBI's taxonomy places the organism in Eukaryota, Metazoa, Chordata, Actinopteri, Moronidae. The transcript is spliced from 4 exons.